AUGGCUGCGCCGGUCCCGAAGACGUUUGUCGUCGAGCACCUCGACCCCGAGCUGGAGGCGUGGUCGUCCCUCGAGUAUGCCGCCAUUGCCCGAGAGUCGAGCGCCGCCCAGUGCCGCUUCCUUCUCUCCAGCGUGCCCAAGACGUUGAAGCUGCCGGAGAACUUGGCCCAUGUCGACGGCCUCGAAGUCGAGCAUGACAGUGUGGAAACGCUGUUCGAAAAGGCAAAGGUCUGCCUGCUGGAUCCCGCUGCCAAGCAGGAAUUGAGCCCGGCUGAUGGCGACAUCUUCGACGUGUUCCUGUUCGGAGGCAUUCUGGGUGACGACCCACCACGAGACCGCACUUCGGAGCUGCGGAAGAAGGGCUUUGAAGGACGUCGGUUGGGCCCAGUCCAAAUGACGACGGAUACCGCCGUCCGGGUGACGCGGAUGGUCGUGCAAGACAAGAUUCCUCUGGAGGCAAUUCCAUUCGUCGACAACCCCGAGAUUAGAGUCGACGAGCACGAGAGCACGGAAAUGCCCUUCCGCUACGUCACCAACAAAGACAGACAGCCAAUCAUGCCCGAGGGCAUGAUCGAGCUGAUUAAGAAAGAUUCGGAGAGGGGCUUCGGCGAUCUGCUUUGA
This is a messenger RNA of Lasiodiplodia theobromae, 621 nucleotides long. RefSeq names its product Peptidase S10 serine carboxypeptidase. The record is from RefSeq and is a predicted model, not a curated record. The transcript is spliced from 5 exons. Gene Ontology annotation, molecular function: protein-arginine omega-N monomethyltransferase activity. Gene Ontology annotation, biological process: peptidyl-arginine methylation. NCBI's taxonomy places the organism in Eukaryota, Fungi, Ascomycota, Dothideomycetes, Botryosphaeriales, Botryosphaeriaceae. Bases 1 to 621 code for a protein of 206 amino acids.